GACGAACGAGCGAGUUAGCGUCGCUUCCAUUUCUCGCUUGUGGACGCUUUGAAACGUCCACGUGAAUGUUUGACUACUAACAACCAUUUACUACGCACGCCACGCGGAUAAGACGCAAUAAAGUUCUCGCCGGUGUUUGGUCCGUGUGCUGUGACUGGGAAAAGCCAGAAAAAAAUGUCCGCGAAUGGAAGCGCACCGGUCGGCUUGUUGUCUUACGAGACUUUGGUUCACGCAUUGGCGGGUGCGAUGGGCAGCGUGACAGCAAUGACCACCUUUUUCCCCUUGGACACAGCGAAAAGUCGCCUGCAAGUUGACGAGAGUAGAAAGUCCAAGUCGACCCCGGUCAUCCUGGCCGAGAUAGCGCAGGAGGAAGGCGUGCUGGCUUUGUACAGAGGCUGGUUCCCGGUCAUCUCCAGCCUCUGCUGCUCCAACUUCGUCUACUUCUACACGUUCAACACACUGAAGCGGCUGACGCCAACCGGGCCUCGGCAGUCCAGGCUGGGCGUAGACCUGCUCACGGGCAUCGUAUCAGGGGCGGUCAACGUGAUCCUGACCACGCCCAUGUGGGUGGUCAACACCCGUCUGAAGCUCCAGGGGGCCAAAUUCCGAAACGAGGACCUUCAGCAGACGCACUACAAGGGCAUUUUUGACGCCUUCUCCCAGAUCGUGGCGAGCGAGGGGGCGGCCACGCUGUGGAACGGCACUCUGCCCUCGCUCAUCCUCGUCCUCAACCCGGCCGUGCAGUUCAUGUUCUACGAGUCGUUGAAGCGGAGGGCGGGGAAGGGAGGCAGGAAGAUUUCGUCUGCCGAGAUCUUCCUGAUGGGAGCCGUCGCCAAGGCCGUCGCCACCACCGCCACGUACCCGCUGCAGACGGUUCAAGCCAUCCUCAGGUUUGGCCAGUACAAAGUUGAGGGCAAGGGCGGCCUGAUGGGGAGUCUGGCUAACGUUUUCUCCUUGCUGAUGGAACGAAUUAAGAAGCACGGCGUUCUGGGCCUGUACAAAGGCCUGGAGGCCAAAUUGCUUCAGACGGUGCUGACGGCCGCCCUCAUGUUCGUCGUCUACGAGAAGAUGGCCGCCGCCGCCUUCAAGCUCAUGGACCCGCACGGCAAGCUGAGGAAGUGAGCGUUCCGUCCAAACGCGAACGUGCCGGCGGACCGGGCGAGAGCGGCGCCGCCUCCCUUCCAAUGGCCCCCGUAAGCGCUGCCUAAAACCCACAAAAUGCUUCACUUGUGAAGACUCUUAAACGUUAACGUGCUAAAUCAGCUAAGAAUGAGAUGGCAAAUGGCCUCUACCGGCAAAUUCUUCCAUCCAGUUUUUGCGUUUUAAGGAAUCGCUUUCGAUGACUUUUCAUCGAGGGAACUUUUAAAAAGUGAAUGAGCGGGUGCUUUCUAGGGAUGUGGAUGACCUGUCAACAAGCCUCAUCACUGUCAGUGUGAACUCUUUGACAAACGUGAAACGUCGUCAUAUUUGUCUUAUGUGAAAUGAUUGUCACGAUACUGUUAAGCCAAAAGUUAUUCAUUCUGCAGCGAUGGAACUGGAACUGACACAAGUUUAUAAGAUAAGUUCAGGUUUGUUGAUUAGUUAUUUAUUCAUAGCUCACGCGAGCCUUUGUGAGGAUAAGCUGCGCAGAACACGAUGGGCCGUAUUGCAAAAACUUGGCGUUUGCCGUGUUUUGGAGUCAUUUCCUGCCCGAAACUGACAAAGUCUCAAUAGUGCCUGUGUCGUGUGUUUCCCUCAAAUAUUUCGGUUCCUCUUUAACAUCACACUGUUGUGGUGGUGGUGGUGGUUGUUGUUGUGCAAAAACAAGUACCGAUAAGUGCCUUUGUGGUGCGGAUGCUGCACCGGAACACGGUCGGCCCACGUCUGGCGCGGCCUCGUAUCACUUGGGUGAAAUGUUUACAUGAGAAUAACAAUAAUUUUUACUUGAA
Molecule: messenger RNA, 1928 nt
Organism: Syngnathoides biaculeatus (alligator pipefish)
Lineage: Eukaryota; Metazoa; Chordata; Actinopteri; Syngnathiformes; Syngnathidae
Gene: slc25a17l
Product: solute carrier family 25 member 17-like
Exons: 9
Coding region: 175-1122 (315 amino acids)
Biological process (GO): mitochondrial ADP transmembrane transport; mitochondrial ATP transmembrane transport
Cellular component (GO): peroxisomal membrane; mitochondrial inner membrane
Molecular function (GO): coenzyme A transmembrane transporter activity; AMP transmembrane transporter activity; FMN transmembrane transporter activity
Source: RefSeq, a predicted model, not a curated record